This is a messenger RNA of Paracoccidioides lutzii Pb01, 243 nucleotides long. RefSeq lists its product as hypothetical. Bases 1 to 243 code for a protein of 80 amino acids. The record is from RefSeq and is a predicted model, not a curated record. The transcript has 2 exons.
AUGGCUAAGCUGGGUGUCACCUGCAUCAUACGGCGGAGAUAUCAAAGGGUAGGCAAGCCCUGCUGGAGAAACUUACAGCGGCUAUAUUCAAAGAUAUCGAACGAAUCUCGAGAGGCACUGAAGCGGAAAAGUCAAGUCAAAUCUGAUGAUGUUCUGAAGUCUGUUGUAGGAGAGAACAAGAGAGAAACCCCCCAAAUCAUUGAGGCGUUCAUUAUUCACAAAUCACAGGUGGCCUCGUUUUGA